Messenger RNA from Sordaria macrospora k-hell, 1680 nucleotides. RefSeq lists its product as uncharacterized. Gene Ontology annotation, molecular function: oxidoreductase activity, acting on paired donors, with incorporation or reduction of molecular oxygen; monooxygenase activity; heme binding. The record is from RefSeq and is a predicted model, not a curated record. NCBI's taxonomy places the organism in Eukaryota, Fungi, Ascomycota, Sordariomycetes, Sordariales, Sordariaceae.
AUGUUUUUUUGCGCCUGUGAAAAACCUAUAUCAACGGCUUCCCAUUCUCCGGUUUCUGGUCAUCUUGUCGACAUCUUAGCAACAAGAACAUCCACGGCCAUGGCUCUCACAGAGCUUCUCGGGGCUGUCCCGUUGGUCUCCAGCGGAAUGCCCAAGUUCCAAGUUGCCGCCAUCUACCUCGUCCUUGGCUUCAUUUCUUGGUACACCAUCUCAUCCAUCACGGCUUGGUACCGUCUCAAGGACUUCCCAGGCCCUCCCACCACCGGAUUUUCCAACCUUUGGGCUGCUAGGGCUGUGUGGACCGGCAAAUCUUGGAAGAUCUUUCCCGAGGCUCAAGAGAAGCACGGCCCAAUUACUCGCAUCGGGCCCAACGCUCUCAUGGUCCGUGAUCCUGCUACCGUUGUCAACAUCAAUGGCGUACGUGGGGGUUACCAUCGGCCAAAGGACUUUUACGACUGCAUUCGAAUGGACCCGUGGGAUCACACAGUCCUCUCAGAGACCGACUCAGCUGUCCACAACGACCGCAAAACAAAAAUUUACGGAGGCUACAAUGGUAGGGGCGAAAUGGACAUGGAGAAGGAUGUGAACAUGGUCGUGUCCGAUGCGGUUGAGCUUAUUCGCACCAAGUACAUGCACUCUGCCACUUCUGGACCCAAGCCUCCCUUGGACUAUUGCCGCACCGCUCGACUCAUCGCCGUUGACUCAGUCACGCAAACCGGUUUCGGCAAAGCUUGGGGCGAUGUCCGCGAAGAGAAGGAUCACUACGGCUGGCUCGCCUUCGUGGAUCAAAUGUUCCGGUAUUUGCACACAUUUGCUUAUAUCCCCGCGCUCAGCAAGAUCGUGGCAUCGAAGCCCGUGAUGAUCUUGUUUGGUCCGAAGCCAACAGACAACACUGGUAUGGGUCAAUUCCUUGGUCUCAUUGAGCGGGAGGUCGCGAAACGCUACAAAAAUGGUGAAGCAAAGGGUGAGCCCAUCAAGUCCGACACUGGCCGUUCAUGCAUGCUUGAUGAAUGGGUCAAGAACGGCAUCUCACAAAGAAUGGCUGCACUCGAAGUCUCCGCCCAGCUCCCCGCCGGCUCCGACACCACCGCCACCGCCCUUCAAGGUACCAUGCUCUACCUCCUCUCCAACCCCACCGCCUACUCUCGCCUCAAGUCCGAGAUAGCCACCGGCAUCCGCGAAGGCCGCAUCUCCUCUCCCAUUACGGACAAGGAAGCCCGCCAGUUGCCGUAUCUCCAAGCCGUCCUAAACGAAGGCAUCCGCAUGGUCCCUCCCGUCAUGAAUGGCUUCCCCCGUCAGGUGCCUCCUGAGGGAGACACUAUCUGCGGCCGGUUCAUUCCCGGAGGCACAGAUAUCUUUGUCGACUAUGUGGGCAUGCUGAAGGAUAAGAGCGUGUUUGGCGAGGAUGCGCACAUGUUCAGACCGGAAAGGUACCUGGAGGGUACCAAAGAGCACAGGGAUCGGUUGUUCAAGACGACAGAUUUGGCCUUCUCCCAUGGGAAGUGGAAGUGCUUGGGUCAGAAGCUGGCUUGGUUGCAGUUGCAAAAAGUUACUGUUGAGUUCAUGAGGAACUUUGAUUUGCAGAUUGUUGAUCCAAUGAAUCCCUGUAGAAUCAGGUGCUUCUGCACCCCGGAGUUGGACGACUUGAUGGUGAGGGUUACGGAGGCAAAGCUAGAGUAG